UAUAAGGUAUUUCCCCCACGAAAUUUGAAUGGCUAAAAAUAGCUCUGAGGUCGAUUGGUAAAAGCCCCUUCUUUUACAACGUAGGAUCGGGUUGUGUGAUUUCCCGUUAAUUCUGCGCCUAAAGAUGGCGACAGAAAUGACCAGAAAUAAUUCCACCGAGUCUUCGUUCUCUGUGCAUCAAAGUCUUGAACAGGAACGGGACAGCUAUAAAGAGAAAGUGGAACAUAUGAAAGUUCUAUUGAAACAAUGUCAAGCUGAACUACAUGCCUACAAGAUCCGCCACGGGGGAGUAGAAACGUUUUCAAGACUCUUACAAGAAUCUAAACAGGAAUGUGUUACUCUAAAUAAAAAAGUGAAGACAUUAGAGACAGUUGUUCGGAAUUUUCAAAGUAGAUUAAUAAACAAUGGGUUGUCAGCAAGUCUCAGUUUGGAGGAAAACGAUGUUUUUAUUCCCGGUACCUCGAAACAAGUUUUAGAAAACCUCUCGAGAGAAAAUUCGAGAUUAAAACAGCUUUUGAGAUCGUCCCCAAGCGACCCGGAAGAAAUUCCAACCUUACAACAGAAAGUCAAAGAGCUGACCCAGAAAAAUUCCACCCUUCAGCAACAGCUUGAGUCCAAAGUGUCUCGCUUGAAUGACCUCGAGAGAGCUCUGUCGAAUUCAGCUGAUGAAAAAGAUGCCCAGAUUCGGCGAUUGACCACAACAGUUGAGGAACUAAGAGAAAGCUCUCGUACGCGAGAUGUGUUGUGUUUAUCUCUCGCGGAGGAGAAAAACAACCUACAACAACAAUUGACGGACGUGGGGACACAGUGCCAACAGAUGGCUCUACGACUGGAAAACAGCAAAACCAAACAAGGGGCACAACUCAAGGGGUCAGACAAGUUGUCAGAGGAGAUUGAAAGACUGAGAGAAGAAAACUUUACACUGAAGUCCAAACUAGAAGAGGUAACAAAGAUGAACCAUCGCUGGCAAUCUUACAACACGAUGCAGGAGCAGAGAAUUCAGCAGUUGACCGCUGAAAUGGAGGCUAACCAGGCUUUCGUGGUCACGCCUGAGCGAGAGGAAUCAAUCAACCGUGCAUUAGAGGAGGCCAAAACAAAGCUGCAGUCAAUGGAAAAUCAGAAGAAGGAGUUUGAAACAAAGUUAAACGAGGCCUUGACGUACAACUCCCACCUGACACAGGAAGUAGAAAAACUCCGCGAGGAGAUGAAUUCUCGGCGGGAGGGAACCUGUCUCAGCAGCAACUCCGAGUCAAUCGAGGCUUUAAAACACCAAAUACAAAUAUGUACGGAAGACUUUGAAUAUGAAAGAAGUGAUAGAGAAAAAGCUCAGCACAGGAUAUCUCAACUAGAAGAGGAAAUGAGACAAGUUAAAGCUGAGAGAGAUCGAUAUAAAACUCGAAUAUCUCAGCUCGAGUCUGAAAAUAGCAAGAGAGAUUCAGUCGGCCGGAACCGCUUGCCUCAAGUAAAUAUGGAUUAUAACGUUCUCACCAACCAGUCUCUCUAUAAUGACUUCAAUCUAAAUCAGGUCAACCAGGGCUAUUCUAUGGAGACCCAGCUUGCUGCAAGAGGUCCCAGCCAUAGUCCAGAACCUAAGCCACCAAAGAGUUUACCUGUUGAUAGUUACCAGGUUAAAGGUCAAAGGACAAUGGAUCAAGGUCAUUCUGGUCAAACCGUCAGUUCUUCCUUGUAUACUGUGCAGAAUAUGAAUGAAAUUGACAGUCCCCAGCAAAUGGACAGUACUUCACCUUUGACCCAAACUAGUUUUUCUAAAAAUAGUCAUGAGUUUCCAACCCCUGAUAAAGGAGACUCUGACCUGGGUCUUUCACUUAAAGUUCCCUCUUUAAAUGACCUUGAUGAAAUCAACGAUUCAGAAAGUGAAACCGGUAACGGCCAAAUGUUGUCUUGUCCAAAGUGUGGCCAAAGUUUUAGUGCUGAUUGCCAUGCACAGUUAGUGGAACAUUUGGAUGUAUGCUGUGAUUGACAUUGACCUUUCUAACCUUUGACCUCUGAAUCAUACAUGUGAUGGUAUUUUGAUUUAGUCAUUUGGAUUAACAAGUGAAUGUGAGAUUUUGCAGUUUUUGUCGAGGAAGGAAGGGUUAAAUUUCGAAAUUCUGGCUUGAUUCUGACAUUUAUGAAAUUUUAUUAGUGAAAUUUUGGGAGAAAAAAUUCUAAGCAUCGAUUUAUAACAGUACAUAAAAAUAUCUCAACAAAAUACAUCUAUGAUGAGUACAUGUGUAAUUAUUUUGCAAUUCAUUCAUUUCAUUUAAUAGAUGCUCAUAAUAUAUAAAUAUACAUCUUGAGUUCAGGUACAUUGCAAUGAUGUCAAUCAACAUGGGACUGAAUACAAAUUAUGAAGAGUCUACAGAUAAAAUGUUUCAGAAAUCACACAUACAUGUAUUUAAUGGUAUAUAAUCAAUAUACAUGUAUAUCAUGGUGUGCAAGUGUUGUUUAACUUGUCAUGAACAAAAGUACUGGUAAACGAUAGAAGAGGUUUAUGUACGAAUUAUAUCAAUACUGUACAUACAGGGUUAUUUUCAUCCUGUGUUAUUUUCACUUAAGACUAAGACUUGCAAACAAUUUUGCACUGUUUUAAAAUUCGCCUGAUUAAAAUUAAUUUUUAGAAAAACAGUACUAUAUGUUCUUUGAAUUUGCCCCAUUUUAAAAUUUACCCACUUGAAACAAAAGGGGCAAAAAUAAAACACA
Molecule: messenger RNA, 2703 nt
Organism: Saccostrea cuccullata (small rock oyster)
Lineage: Eukaryota; Metazoa; Mollusca; Bivalvia; Ostreida; Ostreidae
Product: centrosomal protein of 55 kDa-like
Exons: 8
Coding region: 125-1981 (618 amino acids)
Biological process (GO): mitotic cytokinesis; regulation of phosphatidylinositol 3-kinase/protein kinase B signal transduction
Molecular function (GO): K63-linked polyubiquitin modification-dependent protein binding
Source: RefSeq, a predicted model, not a curated record